CUGUUCCCGUCCUGCCCACGUCCGGCCGGCGGGUGGGCCAAGCGGCGCCCAGGACUUGCUGGGACCCUGGCUGGGGGUCGGAGGCCAGAAGCAACGAUUGCCAACCUUCCUGUGGGCAGGAUGAAGCUGGGCCCGGGCGUCUGGGUGGUGGUGUGGCUGAGCCUGGGGGGUGGCUCGGCUCAGGGCGACCCCAGCCCCAAAGCAGAUGAGUCCUACUCGGACUGGGGCCUCCGGCACCUCCGCGGCAGCUUUGAGUCGGUCAACAGUUACUUCGAUUCCUUCCUGGAGCUGCUGGGGGGCAAGGACGGAGUCUGUCAGUACCGGUGCCGAUAUGUUAACCAGCAGGUGCACUUUCCAGAGUUUGGUGGGAGACAAGUAUGUGAGCUCAAGGCACCAUUAGGGAACUUGGUGUGGCUACCCACUCCUGCAUGGCCCGACUCGAUGGACUUGGGUAUCCCAGCAAUGACCAAGUGCUGUAACCAGCUGGAUGUCUGCUAUGACACUUGUGGGGCCAACAAAUACCGCUGCGAUGCAAAAUUCCGAUGGUGUCUCCACUCCAUCUGCUCUGAUCUGAAGCGGAGCCUCGGCUUCGUCUCCAACGUGGAAGCAGCCUGUGAUUCUCUGGCUGACACUGUGUUCAAUACUGUAUGGACCUUGGGCUGCCGGCCCUUCAUGAACAGUCAACGGGCAGCUUGCAUUUGUGCAGAAGAGGAAAAAGAAGAGUUAUGAGGCCCAAGUGGCUCUUCCUGGCUUGAGUGACCCACUGCUGUGGUCUCAGUGGCAGGAGCACGGCAUAUGUGUGUCAUCCCUCCUUCCAACAGUUUGGAUCCUACAAAGCAAGAGAAAGGAAACAAGUUCUAUCCUUGGAGAGAAGUUGAGCAAAUGACAUGGAAAGAUGGAAGGUUGUUCUUCAUUUCAACACUGGACUUCCUGACCAAGACACUUUUGCCUGGCAAUCCUAUUUUCAGCUUAAAGACUAAUGACAGCAAACCCUACGAUUCCAGGAAUGGGUUAUUAUAAGCAAAAUUUGGGGGAGUCCAACCAUUUGGAAGACAAUGACUUUCCUCUAGACCAUGUUUCAGUUGCCAGUAAUCACCUCACAUUUAAUAAAGCGUGCUUUUUAGAAAACU
This is a messenger RNA of Dipodomys ordii (Ord's kangaroo rat), 1130 nucleotides long. RefSeq names its product phospholipase A2, group XIIB (gene Pla2g12b). The record is from RefSeq and is a predicted model, not a curated record. Gene Ontology annotation, molecular function: calcium ion binding; A2-type glycerophospholipase activity. Gene Ontology annotation, cellular component: extracellular region. The transcript is spliced from 4 exons. The coding region runs from base 121 to 729 and encodes 202 amino acids. Lineage: Eukaryota; Metazoa; Chordata; Mammalia; Rodentia; Heteromyidae. Gene Ontology annotation, biological process: triglyceride homeostasis; phospholipid metabolic process; cholesterol homeostasis.